AGAUGAGUUUAUAACGUAUUAAUGUAGCUAAAUAUCAUUACAAGUCUAAGCUGUUAUCUUCUAUAUGUAUAAAUACGAAAGAUUCAGAAGAAAACAAAAUACUUACAGAAUGCUUCUGACCACAAGGAUGUUUUGCUGUCUUUAAAAGGCCGCGAAAAAUGGCAAGGAAGAAAAAUGAAAAGGUGUGCAUAUGCAAGGACGUGCUUAUUGCUUCAGUUUGUUCAAUUUCUGACUAGCUCUUCCAUAUUUAUUUAAUUAAUACUUGGGUAAAAAAGACAAGCAAAACAGGAGUGAAAACACACAUGAUAAUGUUGUGCAAUACCAAAGGUACUAAGUGCAAAGUGGACACAUUUGUUUUUCCACCGAAAAGCAACAUUUAAUUAUUUUAUAAUCACAAGAAUUGAUAAUGGUGACUGGGCUACAGAAGUAAUAAUACAUACAAAAUGAAGCGUAGUGACUGCAACUGGACAGUGACACUAUAACAUAAAAAGGCUUAGCAAAAAGCAGAUUUCCACUGCAUGACCCAGCCAGACUGAAGCAGUGGCUAAAGAAUAUGGGCCGUGAGGAUUGGACCCCCUCACGGCACCAGCACCUCUGUCAUGAACACUUUACACCAGCUUGCUUUACCCUGCGUUGGGGAAUCCGUUACCUUGCCAAUGAUGCUAUCCCUACUAUCUUCCAGCUCUCUGAAAAUACAGAGAAAAGGAAAGGAGCUGAUAGACCUGAGAGAAAUCCAAAGCGACAGCGGAACUGCAACAGAAAGCCUGUUGUAACUGUGCCAGCAGCGGAGACGCCAAUCAGUGAUACUAUGAGCCAGGACAGGGAUGCCAGCACAUUGCAACUGUACGCCAUCACUGUUGACCCAUCCCAGCCUGGGCAAUCUGUUCUGCUAGACACAAGCAACAUUGGGCACACUGUAGGCUCUGUACACACUGCCGUGCCCCUGCCAGUGGUGGAUGGCCAUGGUGGGCCCAUCGAUGAGGUCCCAGUAACACUAUUCCAGACAGUGGAUGAUCUCUGUGAGGCUGGCGAGGAAGAGCAUGCGGAGGUUGUGGUGGUGUCAGAGAGUCCAACUGUAGACAAGGAGGAGGAGGUGGAAGGGCUCAUAAGCACUAUCCUGACAGAGCGGCAGGAUGUAGUCAUAAAUGAUGGUCUUUGCCAGGCAGUUCCAGCACCUUCCUCUUUGACUGUUGAAAACGUGGCACUGGAAAUGGUCGAGCACUCUGCUGCUCAAGAUGAGCGAGGUGUCCAGAUCAUUGCCUAUUUCGAGACCAUACCCAAUGUUCUGCCCACGGCCUCCAAUGCCCAGCCUAGCCUCCCGCCAGACACGGUGCUGUCAUCCGCUCUCAGCUCUAAGCCCAUUGUUUCUACACUUCCUAUUGUGUCUAAACACCUUCCCCCUUCCCCUGGCUCACUGGUCCUCACUCUUGAAAGACUAGAAAGUGUUGAGAGGGAGGGGGAGAGGGAGGCACAGGAAGAGGACAGCACAGAACUGCAAGAAAAACAGCUGGAAGAGCACCGCUACCACAAGAACAGCCUGAGCAAAGAGCAGCUAGAAGCCAUCGUGAUUGAGCUGCAGAAAAAGGUUAAGGUGCUGCAGCAGAGGCAUCGCCGGCACCUAGAUAAACUGCUUGGUCUGGAAAGUACGGUCAGCCAGCUGAGGCACAGCAACUUGAUCAAUGAGGAGAGGCUUCGUCUGCUGGAAAGGGCGUAUAUACAGACCAGUGCUGCUGUGUCAGAUGCAGGGGAGACUGUGGCCAUCAUCUGCGAGGAGGAGAACACAACCUACCUCUACGCUCUUCCAAAGAGUGAGGUGGAGGUGGAACUGAAUCAGGAAUGAGGGGCCACUACUGUUUGUUCCUUUGGUGGUUCACCAUCUUUAGCCCUCAAUUUGAGUUAUCCUCAGCCCAUUGGUGUGAAGGGUAAUAACCAUCUUGGUACUGGCAACCCACCUCAAGAUGAAACCAAUGAGAUCUGGCCUAGUUGUCACCUUGCUGGGUCAGUUAUGAGGGAAAGAAGAUAAAUUCUUGGAGAUAUGGAACCAACUCAGAACAAAAACUGGCAGUGUCAAAUUGUAACUCAGAUGUUUCAUUGUUGAUUAUGGUUAAAAUGGAUAUCAAAUGUUAAAAUGGAUUUUUAAGGCUCUGUCCAAGGUGGCACCACAAGACCAUUUUCAACAUAUCCUCCUGGAUUAGUAGCUUUCCUCUGUGUGAAAUAUGCAAUGGCCAAAAGUCUGAUGAAUGUCAUCAUUUUCUCCAUUUUUAUUUCAUUUUUGUUGUGUGCUUCCUUUCCCCUGACUGCUGCCACCUAAGGGUAUAGUCAAGUAGGUGAUGUGGACAAAUCUGAGUAACUGAGACAGGGUUGUAAACACUGGGAAUUUUUGUCUUAUGCAUAUUUAAAAUGUACUUUGAAAUUGUGGCGAUGCAAUAGAAGUAAAGUCUUGAUUUGUUUUUA
Messenger RNA from Megalops cyprinoides (Indo-Pacific tarpon), 2454 nucleotides. RefSeq names its product THAP domain-containing protein 5-like. Lineage: Eukaryota; Metazoa; Chordata; Actinopteri; Elopiformes; Megalopidae. The transcript is spliced from 5 exons. The record is from RefSeq and is a predicted model, not a curated record. The coding region runs from base 554 to 1840 and encodes 428 amino acids.